Molecule: messenger RNA, 2489 nt
Organism: Amphibalanus amphitrite
Lineage: Eukaryota; Metazoa; Arthropoda; Thecostraca; Balanomorpha; Balanidae
Exons: 2
Coding region: 1600-2484 (294 amino acids)
Source: RefSeq, a predicted model, not a curated record
UAUCCGAGCUGAGCUUCAUUUAGGAAUUCCGAUUCCUCUCCGCGUACAGUCUUCUUCCAUUUCACUCGCUUCUCAUCUCCCUCCUAACCCGGGACCGCGUCGGUGGAUUCUCCACGCACAGGGGCGUAACGUGCAUCAUCUAUCUCCCCGGCUCCGCAAUCCCUAUUCAUCUGAUGGUUAUGCAAUUGGACAGGAGCGACUUUGUAUAUGCGUGAUGUUGGUGUGCGGGGUGUUGGUGAAUUUAUUGGGAGGUAGUGCCAGGAAUCCACUGGCACGGGGUAUGUCAAGGACACUUGGGACAUGGUAAGGUAGGAAAUGGGUUAGCCGCCUCAGCAGCACUUGGAAUUCAGCCAGUGGAGCCCACCAGUAUGAAAUAUGUUCGGUUAGGUCUAGUAUGCGUGCAGAAUCCGUGUAUUCGGACCGUUGGAUAACUUGAUGAGGAAAUAGUACCAGGAAUCCACUGGCACGGGCGUGUCAAGGAAAGGUGGAAUAUGGGGAGGUAGGAAAUAGGUUAGCCGCCUCAGCAGCACUUGGAAAUCAACCAGUGGAGCCCACCAGUGUGAAUGUGCUCGGUUAGGUCCAGUGUGCGUGUAGAAUCCUUGUAUUCGGACCGUUGGAUAACUUGAUGAGGAAAUAGUACCAGGAAUCCACUGGCACGGGCAUGUCAAGGAAAUGUGGGAUAUGGGGAGGUAGGAAUUAGGUUAGCCGCCUCAGCAGCACUUGGAAAUCAACCAGUGGAGCCCACCAGUGUGAGAUGUGUUCGGUUAGGUCCAGUGUGCGUGCAGAAUCCGUGUAUUCGGACCGUUGGAUAACUUGAUGAGGAAAUAGUACCAGGAAUCCACUGGCACGGGCGUGUCAAGGAAAUGUGGAAUAUGGGGAGGUAGGAAAUAGGUUAGCCGCCUCAGCAGCACUUGGAAAUCAACCAGUGGAGCCCACCAGUGUGAAAUGUGCUCGGUUAGGUUCAGUGUGCGUGUAGAAUCCUUGUAUUCGGACCGUUGGAUAACUUGAUGAGGAAAUAGUACCAGGAAUCCACUGGCACGGGCGUGUCAAGGAAAUGUGGAAUAUGGGGAGGUAGGAAAUAGGUUAGCCGCCUCAGCAGCACUUGGAAAUCAACCAGUGGAGCCCACCAGUGUGAAAUGUGCUCGGUUAGGUCCAGUGUGCGUGUAGAAUCCUUGUAUUCGGACCGUUGGGUAACUUGAUGAGGAAAUAGUACCAGGAAUCCACUGGCACGGGCGUGUCAAGGAAAUGUGGAAUAUGGGGAGGCAGGAAAUAGGUUAGCCGCCUCAGCAGCACUUGGAAAUCAACCAGUGGAGCCCACCAGUGUGAAUGUGCUCGGUUAGGUCCAGUGUGCGUGUAGAAUCAUCGGUGGCUGUUCUCAUGCGCGGCUCGUUAUGCCCGCUGGGUCGGUUUCUCAUCCUAUCCGAGUUGACUGUUCAUGAGGUGCCUGGGGCGUCACCCUGCCCCCGUCCGUUCCCCAUUGGUGGGCGCCCUAGGGGGGCCGGCCGCGGCGCCUUCUCGGGACCAAUAGCGGGCCCGCCGGGUUACGUCCGCCAAUAAUUUCGUCCGUCUGAGAAUUAUUUACGUGGGCGGACGUAUUAUAUGGUCCUCGCGAGUCGGGUCGUGCCAUUUCGUCUCGUGAUGGCAUAUUCAGUACCUACUGGUGAAGCUCCGGCCACCCCGCCCGUGCUGGAUAUCGCCGUCCUUUGUGACGAGCGGGGCCGGCUGCGAUGGGUACCGGAGCUCGUCCUAGGGGUCGACCUGAGGUCCCUGGAGGACCCAGAAUUCCGGGCCAUCUUAGCAAGACGGGUUCGGCGCCUUCAGAUCCAGGUGCACCCCGACCGACACUCCGGCGACGGUACUCUAUCGAGGGUGGUGAACAUCUGCGCUACGGUGCUCCGGGACCACGGCCCGGAGUACGUCCGCUGGGUUACGAGGCAGAAUGGGCGGACCGCAAUGGAAGUGGUGCGGGCAGCAUUAUUGCUGCCGCCGCCCUUCCAAGACCUCCCCAGCGAGGACCGAGCGCGGCUGGCCGGACUGGUCGAGCACCUGGGGACCCAACUCCGGUCCUCUGAGGCAGCCGCCUCGGAGGAGCGGCGACGGGCGAAGAGGGCCGAGGAGCAGGCUGCAGCGGCCCGCCGUGCCGCUGCCGACGCGGAGGCGGCCCGGUGUGCCCAGGAGUCCCGGGCUCGGGCCGAGACCGAGCGGCUCCUGGAGCGCAUCGCCUACCUAGAGGCUCGGGUAGAUGGACAGGAGGCGGAGCUAUGCCGCCAAAUCGUAAACGCGGAAGCUGCCGUCAGCUCGGCCGAGACCCGUGCUGAGGAAGCUCAGGCCCAGGUCCACCGGCUGACCGCUGAGGUGGCGGCGCGCCCGCCGGUGCAGCCGCAGGUGCUGCGUCAGUGUUUGGAGGCGGUUGUCGAAAAUCGGUCGCUGCCGCAUGCCGUACGCCGCACAGCGCGAAAGCUCCUGAAUAAAAUACUCAGCUAAACGAC